Sphaeramia orbicularis (orbiculate cardinalfish) is the source of this 9562-nucleotide messenger RNA. It is a transcript of the gene crebbpa, whose product is annotated as CREB binding lysine acetyltransferase a. Gene Ontology annotation, cellular component: histone acetyltransferase complex; transcription regulator complex; nucleus. Gene Ontology annotation, molecular function: transcription coactivator activity; histone acetyltransferase activity; protein binding. Gene Ontology annotation, biological process: positive regulation of transcription by RNA polymerase II. The record is from RefSeq and is a predicted model, not a curated record. Lineage: Eukaryota; Metazoa; Chordata; Actinopteri; Kurtiformes; Apogonidae.
ACUUUUUUGUAUCGAAGGAAUCAACAGCCGCCAUCUUGUCGUGGCUCGGAAUUAGGAUUUCGGUCCAACGCUGACUUUAACGUGGAAAUCGAGCAUCCUUACCACGAUAUGACAGCGUCCUUCCCCCGAAAACGAAAUCUUAACGUCGCCUCGGAGACAUUUUGUGCGAAAAAACGGGAAUUUGAUCGGUGGUCGUCGGGCAGAAAAGCUCCGUAUAUCUGAUUUCCCCUUCAGAGUGCGGCGAUUCAGCCCCUGUCGCCGUUCGGGAGCAGUAUUGUUUACCGUGGGCAAGCGGAGACAAGAUCGUGACUUUCGAAGUGAUUUGCAAAAAUACGGCAUUUUUAUGCAAUUGUGCAUUUUUGUGGAGCUUCGCGCGAUUUUUGCAUGAAGAAAUUUGACGUCACGCAAAAUGGGUUGUUUGAACAUCUAGAAUUUUUCACCUGGAAUGCAACAAUUUACCUGAUUAUACUAGAUUGAUAUUUUGAAGUUCGAUUUUUACAUGGGGAAUAUUUUAUUUUGCUUUAUUUAACGAUAAUAAUGUGGGUGUUGGGUGUUGGAUUAUCAUGGGGUGAAUGGCGGUGGCGAAGCGGGGCGCUAUUGCAUCUCUUUUGAAAGACACACUCAUAGCAAGGAGUAGCUAACGCUAACAGUUAACUUAGCUGGUAGCAGGCAAUUAGCUAGCUAUUAGCCAGUUAGCUAACGUUAGCAGGCUGCCAGCUUGCUAAUGUACAUAGGUUCGGCCUGAUAGAACAACUUCCCUUUUAAAUCACAAAAUCUAACUUGAGCAACCAGCCGGAAAACACAACAACUAUGGCUGAAAACCUGCUGGACGUCGGACCUCCCAACUCAAAGCGGCCGAAGCUGAAUUCACCUGCCCUGUCAGCGUCUGAUGGACCAGAGCUUGGCACAUUAUCUUGGGAUGAUUUGGAGAAUGACCUUCCAGAUGAGUUGAUCCCUAAUGGUGGAGAUCUCAGCCUGAUGGGUGGGAUGCCUUCGAAUGGAGGAGCACCACCUGGAGCUGGUGGGCCAGGUGGCACCCCAGGGGGCAUUGGCACUGGCGGUGCUACUGUUGUCCCAGAUGCGGCUGCCAAGCACAAGCAACUCUCAGAGCUUCUUCGAGCCGGUAGUACUACCAGUAUCACUGGGACAGGGCUGAACUCCGCUAGCCCUCAGCCAGGUAGUAUGGGGCCUCAGCUGGGCACACCUCUGGGUAAAAGCCCUCUUGGCCAGGGCUCUCCUAAUAACCACCCGUCCCCCCAGGCGCAAAAAGCAGGCACACCAACUGGAGUAGCAGGACAGAACAACAAUGGUAAUACUGCAGCCAUGGGCUUGAAUGCAACAGGCUUCAGCCAGGCCAUGAUCAACAAUAACCAGGGUCAUGCUGGGCUCCUAGCACAGGGAGGGCAGCCUCAGCCUGGGCAGGUGAUGAAUGGUGGUCUUGGACCUGGAGCGGGAAGAGGCCGGGGUGCAGGGGUAACCGGCAUGCAGUACCAGGGACCGACAAUGCAGUCAACAGCACCAGGACAAGGAGGUGCAGGAAGUGCGUUGGCAGAGACGCUCACCCAGGGAGGCCAGCAGAUGGGAGCUCAUACCUCCCUGAGCGCUGCACAGCAAGCAGGAAACAUGAACAAGAUGGGCUUGGGCAGUAACGGGGGUCCUUUUGGGGCCCAGCCCUACGGUCAGGGUGCGGCAGGGCCGGGCCAGCAGCUAAACCCUCAGCAGCAGCUCCAGAACAAGGCUGCCCUCACCAACAGCCUGUCAUCCUUCCCCAAUGAGCUCAAAGGGGCCGCUGUCAGUAGCGUGCCAAACAUGCAACAGCUUCAGCAGCAGCCCCAGCAGCAGACGGCUAUGCUGCCCCUGGCCAGCGGCGGAGGUGUGACAGUGCCUUCGGCAGGCCCCACAGCUGACCCAGAGAAGCGCAAGCUGAUCCAGCAGCAGCUGGUCCUGCUGCUUCAUGCACACAAGUGCCAGCGACGGGAGCAGGCUAAUGGGGAGGUGAGGGCCUGUGCCCUGCCCCACUGCCGCACCAUGAAGAACGUCCUCAACCACAUGACCCACUGCCAGGCCGGCAAGUCCUGCCAGGUGGCUCACUGUGCGUCGUCCAGACAGAUCAUCUCCCACUGGAAAAAUUGCACACGACAUGACUGUCCCGUCUGCCUGCCGUUGAAGAACGCCAGCGACAAACGCACCCAGCAGCCCAUGCUGAGCUCCCCCAAUGCAGGCCUCCAGAACCCCAUGUCCACAGUUGGUGUGGGCCAGCCCAGUACUCCCACCAUCAAUACCUCAGCUCCCAUAGAUCCCAGUUCCAUGCAGAGGGCCUACGCAGCACUUGGGCUGCCCUACAGCAGCCAGGCCACUGGGCAGGCCCAGGCCCAGCAGGCUCAUGGCCCAGGACAGACAGCAGGCGCACAGAACGCACAGGCCCAGCAGCAGCAACAACAGCUUCAGCAGCAGAUGAGACCCAUCAAUGCACUCGGUAACCAGAUGGCUCUUGGAGGUGCAACAAUGGGUGUGACCACUUCAGAACAGACAAACCUGCACACAGACUCCCUUCCCAACACACUCAACACUAACAAUCAGCUGCUGUCAGAUGGAUCAGCUGUGGGAUCAAUGGGCAACCUUCCCACAGCAGCACCCAUCUCUGCCACAGGCAUCAGGAAAGCCUGGCAUGAGCAUGUCACUCAGGACCUGCGCAAUCACCUCGUACACAAACUAGUACAAGCCAUAUUCCCCACCCCUGACCCGGCAGCUUUGAAAGACAGACGAAUGGAGAACCUGGUGGCCUAUGCCAGAAAAGUGGAAGGGGACAUGUACGAGUCCGCUAACAGCAGGGAUGAGUACUAUCACUUCCUGGCUGAGAAGAUCUAUAAAAUCCAAAAAGAACUAGAGGAGAAGAGACGCUCAAGGCUACAGAAGCAGAUCAUCAACCAGGCUCCAAUGUCUGCACAGGGAGCCCAGCAGCCUGGCCUGCCGCAGCCCAAUGCCCUGGGCCCGAGGCCACAGAACGGACCUGUUCCUUUGCCUAACAUGCCAAAUCAGAUCAUGAAUCGCAUGCAGGUUUCCCAAGGAAUCAACCAGUUCAACCACAUGGCUCUGCCCAAUGCCCAAAUAUCCCAAGCACCCAUGGGAGCCCGAGCUGCCUCACCUAUGAACCAUCCACAGCAGAUGAACAUGAGCUCCGUCCCACCGAUGGGCAUGUCUCCCUCCAGGAUGCCCCAGGCCCAGGGCAUGAUGGCUGGCCAUGGUGGCGGGAAUAUGGUAGGCCAGACGGCCAACCAGGGACAAUUUCUGACCCAGACCCAGUUUCCCCCAGGAACCACUGCUGUUGCUGCCACAGGCACCAUGAAUGUCACUGUGGGACCUGGCAUGGGUCAGCCACAAGCACAGGCUGCUGUCACCCAGCAGCAGCAGCAGAGUGCUAACCUCCCCAUGAAUGCACUUGGCCCCUCACUGGGCCCUCAGCUAGCCUCCUCCCAAACCCCCUUGCACUCCACGCCUCCGCCUGCUGCCUCCUCUGCCUCCACGGCUGGGGGGGCCACUAACCUGCCGCACCCCCAGCCCUCCAGCCGCAGCUCCACCCCUACCCUCCCUGGCCCUGCACCAGCACAGAGUGCCACCCCACCCUGCCCCACCCAGUCCCAAAUCCAGGCGGAGCUCCCUGCAGCAGCACAGACGCAGCCCCCGCCUCAGCCCCCUACCACGCCGCUGUCUCAACCAGGGGCCAGUCUGGAUAACCGGGUGCCCACGCCCGCCUCAGCUGCUAGCGCUGACCUGCACUCACAGCAUGUUGGAGCUGACCUGCCUCCUCAAGAGGUGAAAACAGAACCACACCAUGAACAACAGGAGUUUGAGGCUGCUGGCGGCAAAACUGAGCCUAAGAUGGAGACUGAGGAUGACUCUGGUUCAAUUCUGGUGAAGAAAGAAGAGCCAGAGGAGAAGCAGGAGCCAAUGGAGGUGGAGGAGAAAAAGCCGGAAAUGAAGACAGAACCCAAAGAUGAAGAAGAGGGUGGAGCCAACAGCACAACCUCCUCAUCACCCUCUCAGUCACGGAGGAAAAUCUUUAAGCCUGAGGAGUUGCGUCAGGCUCUGAUGCCGACACUAGAGUCUCUGUACAGGCAGGAUCCUGAGUCACUGCCCUUUAGACAGCCAGUAGACCCCAUGCUUCUGGGCAUCCCGGACUACUUUGACAUUGUUAAGAACCCAAUAGACCUGUCCACAAUAAAGCGCAAGCUUGACACAGGCCAAUACCAAGAGCCAUGGCAGUAUGUGGACGAUGUCUGGCUGAUGUUUAAUAAUGCUUGGCUCUACAACCGCAAGACCUCCCGAGUCUACAAGUACUGCUCCAAGCUGGCUGAGGUGUUCGAGUCUGAGAUCGACCCCGUUAUGCAGGGCCUGGGCUACUGCUGUGGGAGGAAGUAUGAGUUCUCUCCUCAAACCCUCUGUUGCUAUGGCAAACAGCUCUGCACCAUACCUACUGGAGGCACAUACUAUAGUUACCAGAACAGGUAUCAUUUCUGUGAAAAGUGCUUCAAUGAGAUCCAGGGGGAAAGUGUGACAUUAGGAGAUGAUCCUGCACAGCCACAGACGAUGAUUUCAAAAGACCAGUUUGAAAGGAAGAAGAAUGAUGUACUCGACCCUGAACCGUUUGUUGAAUGUAAGGAUUGCGGACGGAAGAUGCACCAGAUAUGCGUUUUACACUAUGAGGUCAUUUGGCCGUCUGGAUUCAUUUGUGACAACUGUUUGAAGAAGAGUGGAAAAUCACGCAAAGAAAACAAGUUUUCUGCAAAACGGCUACAGUCGACACGAUUGGGAAUGUACAUAGAGGAUCGUGUGAAUAAAUACUUGAAGAGACAGAACCACCCAGAGGCCGGCGAGGUGUUCGUGCGAGUGGUGGCGAGCUCCGACAAAACGGUGGAGGUUAAACCCGGCAUGAAAGCCAGGUUUGUGGAUACAGGUGAAAUGCCGGAGGCCUUUCCCUACAGAACCAAAGCACUUUUCGCCUUUGAGGAGAUUGACGGUGUUGAUGUGUGCUUCUUUGGCAUGCAUGUGCAGGAGUAUGGCUCUGAGUGCCCAUUCCCCAACACUAGACGGGUCUACAUAUCAUACCUUGACAGUAUUCACUUCUUCAGACCUCGGAUUUUGCGAACAGCAGUGUACCAUGAGAUCCUCAUUGGCUAUUUAGAAUAUGUCAAGAAGCUCGGAUAUGCUCAAGGCCACAUCUGGGCAUGCCCACCCAGUGAAGGGGAUGACUACAUCUUUCACUGCCAUCCUCCAGACCAGAAGAUCCCUAAACCUAAGAGGCUGCAGGAGUGGUAUAGGAAGAUGCUGGACAAGGCUUUUGCAGAACGGAUCCUGCAUGACUACAAGGACAUCUUUAAACAGGCAACUGAGGACCGCUUGACCAGCGCCAAUGAGCUGCCCUACUUUGAAGGCGACUUUUGGCCAAAUGUGCUGGAGGAGAGCAUAAAGGAGCUAGAGCAGGAGGAGGAAGAACGCAAGAAGGAGGAGAACACAGCAGCUUCUGAGACUCCCGAGGGUACACCAGGUGACAGCAAAAAUGCAAAGAAGAAGAACAACAAAAAGACCAAAAACAAAAGCAGCGUGAGCCGAGCCAAUAAGAAGAAGCCCGGGAUGCCAAAUGUAGCCAAUGAUCUGUCCCAGAAGCUGUACGCCACCAUGGAAAAGCAUAAAGAGGUGUUCUUUGUAAUCCACCUCCACUCUGGCCCCAUGGUCAACACCCUGCCACCCAUUGUUGACCCUGACCCCCUGCUGUCAUGUGACCUGAUGGAUGGCCGUGAUGCCUUCCUGACUCUGGCCCGGGACAAACACUGGGAGUUCAGUUCCCUCAGGAGGUGCAAGUGGAGCACCAUGUGUAUGCUGGUUGAGCUGCACAACCAGGGUCAGGACCGCUUUGUCUACACCUGCAAUGAGUGCAAGCAUCACGUGGAGACACGCUGGCACUGCACUGUGUGUGAGGACUUUGAUCUGUGCAUCAAUUGUUACAAUUCAAAGGGCCAUGAACAUCAGAUGGUCAAGUGGGGCCUUGGCCUGGACGACGACAACAACAGCCAGAGUGGGGAGGCCUCCAAGAGCCCACAGGAGAGCCGCCGCUUGAGUAUCCAACGAUGCAUCCAGUCCUUGGUCCACGCUUGUCAGUGUCGCAAUGCCAACUGCUCUCUACCAUCCUGCCAGAAGAUGAAACGAGUGGUGCAGCACACCAAGGGUUGCAAACGCAAAACCAAUGGUGGCUGCCCUGUUUGCAAGCAGCUUAUUGCUUUAUGUUGUUACCAUGCAAAGCACUGUCAGGAGAACAAGUGUCCUGUCCCGUUCUGCCUGAACAUCAAGCACAAACUCCGCCAGCAGCAGCUGCAGCACCGCCUUCAGCAAGCUCAGCUCAUGAGAAGAAGAAUGGCCACCAUGCAGGGCAGAACCAUGCCGCUACCGUCCCCACCAGCCUCAGCUGCUCCCAGCACUCCCACCUCCCACGCGCAGCCCAACACUCCCCAGACACCCCAGCAGCCCCUCUCCAAUCAGCCACAGACCCCCAACUCUGCAGGUGUCAUGUCUCCCUCCUUUCCCAACGCACCUCGCAGUGGGCAGCCUCAGGCAGUGGUGUCCCAGGGCAAACCUGGACCUCAGGCCUCCCCUCUACACCAGCAGCAGUCCCCAAUUCCCCAGCCGCCACAGCCACCGCAACAGAUGGCACAGCAGCCGCCACUCGCUGCAGUCAAGAUGGCACGGCACAUCGAGAUGAUGGCACAAGCCCAGCAGAACCAGCAGAACUACAGAGUCAACAUGAAUGGUUUAACAAUGAACCAGCAACCACAGCAGCGCAUGACUGGCCCAAUGCAGCCACCAAUGCCGAUGGUUCCCGGGCCUCGAGGUCCACAAGUCAUGCAACCUGGUAUGGGUCCAGGACAGUGGCCUGGAGCGACCGGGCCUAUGCAGACAGCCCAGACCCAACAGCCUGGUCUUGUCCCAGGGCAGAAUCCACAACCGGCCAUGACCAUGCAGCGUCCUAUGAUGCCUCCUGGGCAGCAACCCCAGCCAGGUCAGAGAAUGCUGAUACCACAGCAGCCUGGUGCCCGACCACAGACACCUCAGAGACCUGCAAUAGCCCCAAAUGCUCUACAGGACUUGCUCCGCACCCUCAAGUCUCCAAGCUCACCCCAACAGCAGCAGCAAGUUCUCAACAUCCUCAAAUCAAACCCUCAACUAAUGGCUGCUUUCAUCAAACAGCGAACAGCCAAGUACCAUGCCAACCAGCCGCAGCAGCAGGCAGGUCAGCAGCAGCAGCCGGGAAUACCACCAAUGCAGGCCAUGGCUAUGCCAGGGGGUGCUGUGCAGAGGCCAGGGAUGCCCCCACAGCAGCCACAGCAGCCCCCUGCUCAAGGCAUGGCUGCGUUAGGGGCCCAAGGGCAGCUGAUGAAUGCAGCACACAGUACCAACCCGCAAAUCCAGGAGCUGUACCGUCGACAACUCCUGAGACAACAGCAGCAGCAACAGCAGCAACAACAAGGAGUGAUGCCACAAGGCCAUCCAGGACAGUUCCCAGCUCAGACGCAGGGCACAGCAGCAACAUAUUCCCAGCUCCGCAUGCAGCAGCAGCAGCAGCAGAUAGCCAUGCAGGCUGGUGCUGGAGCAGCAGGGGGUCCAAUGGGCCAGCUCUCACCCAUGCCUCAGAUGGGCCAGCCCGGCAUGGGGAUGGACUCCACCCAGAACUUACUGCACCAACGAAUGCUCCAGCAACAACAGCAGCAAAUUCCCCAGCAGCAGCAGGCUGUCCUGAAGCAGCAGAUGGGCUCUCCUGCUCAGCCCAGCCCCAUGAGCCCGCAGACCCACCUGCUGGCUGGCCAGCCUCAAGGUGGAGCACACCUCCCUGGCCAGCCCGCACUCGCCAAUGCUCUCAGCAACCAGGUUCGCUCUCCGGCGCCGGUUCAGUCCCCCUGUCCGCCUUCCCAACAGCAGCCUCAGCAACCGCAGCUGCCGCCACAUUCCAGUCCCUCUCCGCAGAUCCAGAACCAGCCUCAACCCUCACCGCAGCACCCAGCCCACACGGGCUCACCACACCCAGGACUUGGGGGGCCACUGUCAGGAUCCAUGGAGCAGGGACAUUUGGGGACACCAGAGCAGAGUGCAAUGCUACCGCAGCUUAACACACCCAACAGAGGGGGGCUGAACAGUGACUUGGGGAUGGUGGGAGAUGCUACAGGGGACACUCUAGAGAAGUUUGUGGAGGGAUUGUAGCAUUUCUGCUGGGAACUAAAGAACAGUGUCGCUCCCAGGGACCCAAUCUCCCACUCCCCUACCCAGUUUCUCCCCAGACUCUUUAUCCUUUUAGAGAGCUUUGUUUGUUCUUUCUAAGGUUGAGAACGGUUUUUUGUACUGACAUGUAAAAAGUUUCCGCUGUAUAAAGAAAAUUUGGUCAAAAAACAAAAAAAGUCAACACUUCUAGGGAAAUAUAAUUGUUUCCUAACCCAAGUGAUGGGUGUUUCUUCCUUAAGAUGUUGAGGGAUUUGCAAGUUGCUUCUUAAAUGAAAUUUAAAUCACAAAGAAUAUAUUUUUUGGUUGAGACCAAAUGUGUUCAAUACUCAAUUUAUUUUUGGUUUGUUUUUGGUAUGGUUUCAUGCCUUUCUUGUUUCUUUUUUAAAAAAGAAAAUGUAUAAAUGCAUUAUAUUAUUCAUAUCUUUUUAUUUUGUACCUUUGGAAAAAAAAAAAACUUCAAAGCAUUUUUGUGUUGAAACUGUAAAAUAUUUUUUUCUGGGAAUCGGGCCAGGUUUUUGUUCUCCUCUCAAACUGUCAUUCCUGGCAAUUGUAAUCUAGUGUUGUACCAUUAGUCCAAAUGAUGCGUUCAGGGACAGAUACCGUUCCCUUCCUCGUUGUGUGUAUGAAGAGCACUCAGUUGUAUUAAUAUAGGAAAAGGACUGCGGCAGGUUGUGUAUACACGGGCAUGUAUGCAGGCGCACAUGAAGACACUGACACAAACCCUCACAGUCACUAAAAGAAACACAGCUGCGACUGGUUUCACACAAGAAAACAAGGACUGCAACCUACAUCUCAGUGGCCUGGAAUUUGGAAAAUCUGUCUCGCAGGUGUAGAAAAUUGUUGCUUUGACAUUAAAAAAAAAAAAAAUUUGUCAUACUUUUUUGUCAUACAAAUGAUGUAAAGUGUAAAGAGAGUGUGAGAAAGAGACCAGCCCCCUAAGCUGAGGUGGAAUGAUCACCGGUUGUUUGUAAGCCACAUCUCGGAUGAUGCCCCAUCUUCUAAAUUUUACACUAAGCUGUGUGCUAUCUAGGGAUAAAGGGCACAUUGGAGAUUCACCCCGAGGAAAACAAUGUUAUCAACCCUCAUUCCUCUCACACAAAAACUUGAAUUAGGGGGAUUUACUUUUUCUCCUAUUGUAAAUCAAGUUAAGCAAAAUACUAUAAAUAUAAGGAAGAGAGAAUGAAAUCGCUGUAUAAACUGGUAAAAGACUCAUUUCUUACUUAUAUACCAUAUUGUUAAAUAAACUGUGUGCAACAGAAGAACUCCGGUACUCUGUUGACUGAAUAAUGAGGCAUUA